AUGAUUAAUGAUCCUAAGGUAGACAGUGUAGCGGAGAAAUCCAAAACUGUGACUUCUAAGCAUGCGGAGCAAGCGGCUUCGCCAGAGCAAACACCAGUUCCCCCUGCUUUUAAGCAGCAGUAUCCGAUCACGUUCAACUUGACUUCGACUGCACCCUUUCAUCUUCAUGACCGUCAUCGUUACUUGCAAGAGCAAGAUCUUUACAAGUGCGCCUCUAGGGAUUCGUUGUCUUCCCUACAGCAACUCGCCCAUACACCUAAUGGGUCGACCAGGAAGAAAUACAUUGUUGAGGAUCAGUCUCCGUAUUGUCCGGAAGAUCCAAGCAUCCUGACUUCUUCUUAUAACCACACGAUUUGCACAAACUACCUAAGACCAAGAAUGCAGUUUACAGGGUAUCAGAUAUCGGGAUAUAAACGCUAUCAGGUCACAGUUAACUUGAAAACGGUAGAUUUGCCAACGAAAGAAUGCACGUCACUGUCUCCUCAUUUGUCUGGAUUUUUGUCGAUAAGAGGGCUUACCAACCAACACCCGGAAAUCAGUACAUAUUUUGAAGCCUACGCGGUAAAUCACAAAGAACUGGGUUUUCUGUCCUCCAGUUGGGAAGACGAACCUGUAUUAAACGAAUAUAAAGCUACAGAUCAAACUGACUUGGAACACUGGAUAAAUUUCCCCUCCUUUAGACAACUUUUUCUAAUGAGCCAACAAAAUAAUCUCAACUCAGUUGAUGAUAAUGCUGUUACGAGUGCGGUUAGGAAGUCACAACCACCGCAACAACUUCCCAGUACACCAAGCACAGAUGCUGGUAACAUAUCAAGAAUUUUCAGCCAGGAGAAGCUAUUUGACAAUUACUUGAACGAGAGAUUUAUAUUCAUGAAAUGGAAGGAAAAAUUUUUGGUACCAGAUGCCUUGCUGAUGGAGGGCGUAGACGGCGCAUCUUACGACGGAUUUUAUUACAUUGUCCAUGACCAAGUUAGUGGUAACAUUCAAGGGUUUUACUAUCAUCAGGAUGCUGAAAAGUUUCAACAACUCGAAUUGGUACCAUCGCUGAAAAACAAAGUCGAGACCAGUGAUUGUUCUUUUGAGUUUGCUUGA
Saccharomyces paradoxus is the source of this 1092-nucleotide messenger RNA. RefSeq names its product glucose-induced degradation complex subunit VID24 (gene VID24). NCBI's taxonomy places the organism in Eukaryota, Fungi, Ascomycota, Saccharomycetes, Saccharomycetales, Saccharomycetaceae. The coding region runs from base 1 to 1092 and encodes 363 amino acids. Gene Ontology annotation, biological process: negative regulation of gluconeogenesis; protein catabolic process in the vacuole; protein targeting to vacuole. The transcript has a single exon. Gene Ontology annotation, cellular component: extrinsic component of membrane; GID complex. The record is from RefSeq and is a predicted model, not a curated record.